Messenger RNA from Osmerus eperlanus (European smelt), 926 nucleotides. Its product is annotated as cytochrome c oxidase subunit 4 isoform 1, mitochondrial. The transcript is spliced from 5 exons. The record is from RefSeq and is a predicted model, not a curated record. NCBI's taxonomy places the organism in Eukaryota, Metazoa, Chordata, Actinopteri, Osmeriformes, Osmeridae. Gene Ontology annotation, biological process: mitochondrial electron transport, cytochrome c to oxygen. The coding region runs from base 156 to 683 and encodes 175 amino acids.
GGAGUGGUUCCUGAAAGCGACUGAUUGGCUGUCCUUACUGAUAGCAGGGACACCUGACUUGACCUCAGCAACCACAAUUAUAAAUGGUCCAUGAGCUGAAUCUUUGAAAGCACGUAGGCAAUUCACACUGAGAAUAGAUAAACCAGGAAAUUAAGAUGCUGACAUCCAGAUGUCUAGUUCGCGGAUUGAGGAACGGCCUCUGGAGGAACCUGUCACCCAGCAGCAGCGCGCGGGCCGCGCACACUAAAGACGUGACGGCAGACGUCCUGGACUGCACCGUGCCUCAGUAUAACAACCGUCUGGACACGCCCCUCCCGGACGUUCCGUUUGUGCAGAACCUGAAUGAGCAGCAGACGCAGCUGAAGGAGAAGGAGAAGGGGCCCUGGGCCAAGCUCACUAAGGAAGAGAAACUGGCACUAUACCGUCUGAGCCAUGAGCUAACCUACCGUGAGAUGCGCCAGGGGACUGGGGAAUGGAAGAGUGUGCUGGGGGGGGUUUUCAUCUUCCUGGGACUCUCAGGCCUUUUGGUCUGGUGGCAGAGAGUCUAUGUGUUUGGUGACGUGCCCCACACCCUGUCUGAGGAGUGGGUGGAGAAGCAGACUCAGAGGAUGUUAGACAUGAGGGUGAACCCCGUCCAUGGCUUCUCCUACAACUGGGACUACGAGAAGAAACAGUGGAAGUAGAAAGAUUACACAUACAUGUGUUUGUGUGUGUUUUUAUGCUUGUCUCGGUGCGUGUCUUGACGCGAGCAACAGUCUGAAGUUGCAGUUCUCAAAACAUAAGCCUUACUGAUUCCUUAAGCCAAUUAAAAGAUAAGUGUUUUUGUGUUCAUUUUAUCAAUAGAGGAAAUACAUCUUUUGACAUUGACUAGAGCAUGUUGAGUUCUGGAACCUUUGACGAAUGAAAAAAAUAAAUAAUAAUCUUUC